AUGAAAAAGGAGCUGAGUGGCGGCUGCAAGGUGUUCGACCGGCCCGGCUCGGCCGCCUGGCUGGAGAGGCACGUGCUCACGCACGGCGGCAGCAAGCCAUUCCGCUGCAUCGUCAACGGCUGCUCGCAGCGAUUCGCCUCGCAGUCGAUGCUGGAGCGGCACGUAAACCACCACUUCAACCCGCCGGCGCCGGGGAAAAAGACCGACUCGAGCGUGAAGACGCCGCGCCGCAGCGGCCGGCGCGCCCAGCUCGACCAGCACCCCUACUCCGCUCGCAUCUUCGACUUCUGUGACCCGAGCGCCAUGGAGCGGCUGCGGUACCAGCUGGUGUCGGCGGACAGCGCGCUGGACAGGCUGCCGGCCAUCGCCAGCCGGUCCGUCCAGCUGACGGCCAGGGUAACAGCACGCCGGACCCUCACCACGAACAAGCCGGAGGUGCUGGUGCACUGGGAGCCGGCGGAUGUUGUGGAGGACGAGUGGAUACCGGCGCACGCCUUCAGGUCGACCCGGCGCGUGCCCUGCAGCCAGCUGCCGGUCGGCGUGUGGGAGCGGCUGGCGCGCGCCGUGGGGCAGCCGCCCACCCGGCGCAAACGCAAGACCUCUUAGCCCCGCCCCGGCGGCCCCCGGCGCUAUUACCGAGCCCCCUCCAGGCAGCUGUGCGCCGCCGCCAGCGGACCUCAGUACAAAUGGUUGGAAUUUAGCGAUGUUGUGCGAGCGAGGCGUCACGGCCGGCCGGGGCGUCCCGGCCAUCACGUGUUUUUCACCCCGGCCGCCAGGGGCGCUGCCCGGUGGGCCGGAGGAGAGUGACCAGCAAUUGCACUGCCAGUAGAAGAGGAUGGUCGCUCGCGUGGCGGCAUCGGAGGCACGGCGUCUCCAGUCCAUUUUUAUAGUGUUUUUGUACAUAGGCGCACGCCGACAAGCAGACUGUCAUGUAGUACAAUACCGUCACUGCCCGUACACUGCCAACUCCCCGAGUGCCAUUGGCGGGCGGCCGCGGCAGGCCGGCGUCCGAUCUCGCGCUGUCCCGGGACGUCGCGUCGGCGCGGCUGCGCCCACUGUCACCUGCCAGACGAUCUCGUGUUGUUCCGUCGCAAAUCGGUCCGUGCGUGGCGCACACCGCCGCCGGCGCGCGCCACGACGGCGGCGGCGCUUCCGCUCAGACAGGUGGCGCCGCGCGGCGGCGGGCCGGCGAACUACUGUCGCGCUCCGAGGCCUCACUCCUAGUCAGUCCAUCAGUCCAUACGCAUCAGGCUGCGUCAACCAUAACUCCGCGGCGCGUGACAGG
Molecule: messenger RNA, 1285 nt
Organism: Pollicipes pollicipes
Lineage: Eukaryota; Metazoa; Arthropoda; Thecostraca; Pollicipedomorpha; Pollicipedidae
Product: zinc finger protein jing homolog
Exons: 6
Coding region: 1-606 (201 amino acids)
Biological process (GO): regulation of transcription by RNA polymerase II
Cellular component (GO): ESC/E(Z) complex
Source: RefSeq, a predicted model, not a curated record